Molecule: messenger RNA, 3805 nt
Organism: Lagenorhynchus albirostris (white-beaked dolphin)
Lineage: Eukaryota; Metazoa; Chordata; Mammalia; Artiodactyla; Delphinidae
Gene: DEF8
Product: differentially expressed in FDCP 8 homolog
Exons: 12
Coding region: 95-1384 (429 amino acids)
Source: RefSeq, a predicted model, not a curated record
AUACAGCGUAUCGAGGGCGGCGGUGGAUACGAUGUAACGAGGCCGGCCGGCCGCACACAAUGUAGCGAGGGCUGCGGCGGGCAGGUGGGGUGCUAUGGAAUAUGACGAGAAGCUCGCCCGGUUCCGGCAGGUCCACCUCAAUCCUUUCAACAAGCAGCUCGGGCCCUGGCAGCAUGAACAGGGGCCUGGCAAGGAGGCGCUGCAGGUCGCUUCUGAAGAGGCCCUGCCCGAGCUGCCCCCGGGAGAGCCAGAGUUCCGCUGUCCUGAGCGCGUGAUGGAUCUAGGCCUGUCCGAGGACCACUUCGCCCGCCCCGUGCAGGGCCUGUUCCUGGCCUCUGACAUCCAGCAGCUGCGGCAGGCCAUCCAGGAGUGCAAGCAGGUGAUCCUGGAGCUGCCGGAGCACUCGGAGAAGCAGAAGGACGCCGUGGUCAGGCUCAUCCACCUCCGGCUGAAGCUCCAGGAGCUGAAGGACCCCAGUGAGGAUGAGCCCAACAUCCGAGUCCUUCUCGAGCACCGAUUCUACAAGGAGAAGAGCAAGAGUGUGAAGCAAACCUGUGACAAGUGUCACACCGUCAUCUGGGGGCUCAUUCAGACCUGGUACACCUGCACAGGGUGUUAUUACCGCUGUCACAGCAAGUGUUUGAACCUCAUCUCCAAGCCCUGCGUGCGGUCCAAAGUCAGUCACCAGGCCGAGUAUGAGCUGAACAUCUGCCCCGAGGCAGGGCUGGACAGCCAGGAUUACCGCUGUGCUGAGUGCCGGGCACCCAUCUCUCUGCGGGGUGUGCCCAGCGAGGCCCGGCAGUGCGACUACACCGGCCAGUACUACUGCAGCCACUGCCACUGGAACGACCUGGCCGUCAUCCCAGCGCGUGUGGUGCACAACUGGGACUUCGAGCCGCGCAAGGUGUCCCGCGGCAGCAUGCGCUACCUGGCGCUGAUGGUGUCGAGGCCCGUGCUCCGGCUCCGGGAGAUCAACCCUCUGCUGUUCAACUAUGUGGAGGAGCUGGUGGAGAUCCGGAAGCUGCGCCAGGAUAUCUUGCUCAUGAAGCCGUAUUUCAUCACCUGCAGGGAGGCCAUGGCGGCACGCCUGCUCCUGCAGCUCCAGCACCGGCAGCACUUCGUGGAGAGCGACGAGAUGUACUCCGUGCAGGACCUGCUGGACGCGCGCACGGGCCGCCUGGGCUGCUCGCUGGCGGACACCCACACGCUGUUCGCCAAGCACAUCAAGCUGGACUGCGAGCGGUGCCAGGCCAAGGGCUUUGUGUGUGAGCUCUGCAGAGAGGGUGACGUGCUCUUCCCCUUCGACAGCCACACGUCGGUGUGCGCCGACUGCUCCGCCGUCUUCCACAGGACGUUGCCUUCCACGGCUGCGGUGCGGUCAUAACAUCAGGAAGUUGACAUUGAUUUGGGACCAUAAAACCUACAACAAACCGUAUUCAGAUUUUGCCAUUCAGUUGCCAUGUCGUUUUAGCUUCUAAUCUGGAAGGGUUCAUGACACUGACAUUGAAAAGCACAGGCUAGGGACGUCCCUGGUGGCGCAGUGGUUAAGAAUCUGCCUGCCAAUGCAGGGGACAUGGGUUUGAGCCCUGGUCCGGGAAGCUCCCACAUGCUGCGGAGCAACGAAGCCCAUGCGCCACAACUACUGAGCAUGUGCUCUAGAGCCCACGAGCCACAAGUACUGAGCCUGCGAGCCACAACUGCUGCUACUGUGGCAGCACAACAACUGAAGCCUGUGUGCCUAGAGCCCCUGCUCUGCAACAAGAGAAGCCACCGCAAUGAGAAGCCCGCGUGCCGCGAGGAAGAGGAGCCCCCGCUCACCACAACUAGAGAAAGCCCACGUGCAGCGACGAAGACCCAACGCGGCCAAAUAAAUUAAUUAAAAAAAAAAAAAAGGAAAAGCACAGGCUAAUUAUUCUGAAGACUUUCCUUCAGUGUGGGUUUUUCUGAUUGAAUUUGGGCUUUGCACUUUUGGUGGGAUUUUCACAGAAGUGAUGCGGUGUCUGUAGUGUGUCAUCUGUCCUACUCCUGGAGAUGCUUUGGUCCCCCUGUCUCCUGUGUCCUUUUGACAUGUUCCUGGCAUUCUUUAGGCAUUUGCUUCCUUUCCAGCGUAGCAAGGUAUUCCAGGCUUAUUCUGUAAUUUCCCCAGUCCCAGCCCUGGAACCAGUCAUGUUUCUGAGGAGCCCCAGAACCUUCUGGUGGAGCAUGGCACUCAGGAAACAAGACGUGGUUGGUGGUUACGCUCAUGGCUGGGGUAGGAAAUAGUACUGCAUGUCCAUUUCCUUAUUGGUCUAUAAACAUAUUAAAAACCAUGAGUUUACACUGAUACUUCCAAUUUCAAAACAACACAAGAGUCAUUCUUUCCCUUUUUCAUAUUUGCAAUUCCCUUGCUUGACAGUGAGACACCCGGCUCCAUUAUCCGUAAUAUACUUAUUUGCUCAAUCCUAGAGUACACACAAAGCACCUUCGGCAUUGCCCACCUAUGCUGGUGAAAAACAAGGCUACUAACAAGCGUUUAAUAUUUGUUUAGAUUCUUUUUUGUCUCUAGUCUGAGGGCAUAUAGUCAAAAUAAGGUGUUUAAAAUUUACUUGGGUGUUUCUCCCCCUUCGUUGUGGAUACGCAGUUCAUGCGCAACACAGUUCCGUUCAUAUACUCCACUGUUUUCUUUCCCUACCCUUGUUUACUUUUGUUUGUGCAAUAUGUUAACAUGGUUCCCCAAUCAGAACUUCCCAAAAGGUACAAACGUUACAUUCCCCCCCCACCCCCAUAACCAAUCUCUUUAGUCUCCGGUUUCUCCUUCCUGUGUUUCUUUUCGUACAGGAGUAAGAUACGUGUGUAUUUUAUUUUCCCUUCUUUCUUCCACAAAAGGUAGCACACUCUACUCUUGCACGUUGCUUUUUUUCAAUUAAUAAUAUAUCCUGGAAACCACUCCACAUCAGCUGAGUUCUUCCUUAUUCUACUAUUAUGGUAGCUAUCAUCAUUUACAACUGUCUUACAUUCCACCGUGUGGAGGUGCCAUUUUAUAUGUGACUAUUUCACUGGAGACUCUUCAGGCUGUUCCGUAGCUCUUGCAGUUACAAACAAGGCUGCAACAAAUAAUCCGUGCACAUACAUUUUCUUUCGUUGUCAGUGUAUCUUUAGGGUAUAAUCCUAAAAGUGGGAUUGCUAAAUCAAAAGAAAUAUAUUUUUCACUAGUGUUCAAUGCCCCUCGGUAAGGGAUGUGCAAACCUGCACUCUCACCAGCAAUGAAUGAGGGUGCCAGUAACGCCACAGCCACACCAAGAGAAUGUGCAGUCACACUUCCUGAUCAUUGCCGAUCUGAGUGAUGAGAAAUGCUACCUGUAUAGCUUUCAUCUGCAUUUCUCUUGAGGUCAAGCUUAUGUUUCAGGAUCUAGUUUACUUAUUUAUGAAUUCUAUGUUUUGCCCACUUUUCUAUUGGAUUUUUGGUAUUCUCAAUCUUUAACAGUCCUUCACUCAUGAGGGAUAUUAGCCCAUUAUCUGUAAGAAAUUUUCUUCCGGUGUGUCAUCUGCCUUUGACCUUGUAUUUUAUCCUCAUAGAAAAGUUUUGUUACCUUUUCAUAUGGUUAAACUGAUUAAUCUUAAAUUUCCUCUAGAUUUUGAGUCCUAGAAAAUCUUCCCAACACCCAAGUCAAAGACAUUCAUCCGUGUGUUUUGUAGUACUUCCAUGGUUUCAGUUUUUCCAUUUAGAUCCCUCAUCUGUUUGUUUAUUCUUGUGUAUGCCGUGAGUUAUGAAUUAACUAUCUUUUGCCAAAUUUUAACCAGCUGUCCUGCACUAUUAAAAAAAAAA